Penicillium malachiteum is the source of this 1371-nucleotide messenger RNA. RefSeq lists its product as uncharacterized. The record is from RefSeq and is a predicted model, not a curated record. The coding region runs from base 1 to 1371 and encodes 456 amino acids. NCBI's taxonomy places the organism in Eukaryota, Fungi, Ascomycota, Eurotiomycetes, Eurotiales, Aspergillaceae. The transcript has a single exon.
AUGCCAAAACUCGAUGAUUUCCUUCAAUCAAGAUACGGUCAAGAAGCCGAGGAGCUCUUCCAUCAAGUUGCAGAUCGGGCAAAAUCCAGCGACGAUGAUCGGUACGAGGUGCUGGGGAAUAUCAAACCAUGGGACGAGUCCAAAUCUGGUAGAAUGAUUUCAAGUCCUCAGAUGCGCAAUAUUCUUGGCCUGCAGAUCACACCUAACUGGCAAGCUUGGCUGCCCGACCUCGAACGAAUCAUACUCAAUGAAAGACAACUGGAACACUUAUAUCAUAGUACGUUGAUUACUCGUGUAAAUAUCGCGCUCCAAAAUGCAAUACUACCGAAUCGUCCACGUGUUACCGUGGUAGUAGGACCGGGUUGCUUUGAUAGUCACGAUAUUGAACGAGUUGGUGGUGAGGAGACUACUAUCUUGCCAGAUUGGAUCGUCAUUGAAGGCACCUACUCACUCGACGAUAUCAGCUCCCCUCGGCUUCAGCAGCUGAAGGAAAAUGGUCAAAUAAUUGCUGUCGGGGACACGAAACUACUCCGCCAGGAAGUCGGGGGCCAGAAGGAAAGCUCAAGCUCUGCAAAGGUUGUCGACGGAACCGAUUCCUGCCGUAAUGGCUACCUUGCUCAAGUACAGCACUAUGCAUGUAUGCUGAACACCCGCUUCGGAUUCGUCCUCACAAAUAAGGAGCUCGUGCUUGCACAAUUUCUACGAGAGCCAGAGGCGUUGCCUCGUGCACCUUAUGAGCGCGGGCUUCGCCCCAGAGACCGACUCCAGUCGUUAGAGCAAGGCAUAUCGUCAAAUUUCAGGACUCCCGAGCCUGAAACGCUGGUUGGUGAAGGCAGAAGUCGUGACUUACCAUCACAUCUACUGCAUAGCCCUCAGGCAGGCAAUAAACGGACUCGGAGGAAUAUCAGUGAUAUGAGUGACGAUACUCCUUCACGCCCUGCACCGGUAACCAUGGAUGAACUUGGCGGAUGGGCGGCCUCUCCAUCUCAGGCUCGCUCUGCUCAAACAUUUGACCCUCCAUCUAGCCCUCCCUCACUUCCUGGCCCUCCACAAAGAUCUGGAAGUACAGGUCUACCGACGUCUGAUCCAAUGCUCACAUCCGGGACGGGCGACGAUAACAUAGGCGGAUCCUUCUUUGAGCCAUCAGAGCGUGAUUUUGAAGUCGACAAUGUUCUCGUUCACAGUGUCCCGAUUCCAACCCCAGCUGACUUCAAGAGUAUGGAGACGAGGGGGAGAAGGCUGCAGAAUACACAUCCAGCUAAAGCAUUAUUUACAAUGAUCAUGCUCGCAUACCUAGCGGGGCCCCACGGAAGACGUAUAGAGACAGAUGAAAUAGACUUUGCGUCUGUGUCGGAUGAACUCACAUAUUAA